UAAUCCUAGAAAACGUACCCGCUAUCGCCGAGGACGAUGACCUUGAGCAAGGUUCGUCUGCGCAAAGACAUAGCUGGUUACGGUAGGGACCCAAAUCGAGGAUUCACGUUGAAGCUCGUUAUUGUUGUUGCGGGUUUGUGUAUUUAUGGGGCGAUUGGUUUCAAGGUCAACUUCGUGCAGAAAAGGGAAAAAGAAUUCAGAUCAGAGCGUUACGACGGAAACAUAUAUAAACUCCAUGGAGGAAGAGAAAGCACCCUUGAUCGGAGAAAUCGAGGAAGUAGACGCAACCGCCACAGCCCCCACGACGACGACGGAUGAGGUGUCGCCGAAGAAGCAGGUGCGGACGAAGGUGCCGGAGGUGGAGAUCCAUCUGUACCGGCAAGGGAAGGGACCCAUAGCGGUGUUCAAGUCGAACCUUGGUGGUUGGGAACAGGACCAGCUGGAAGUGCGUGAAAUUCUCGAAAAGUACGGACUCAAAUCCAUCUUCGUCUUUAACCCUCAGUCCGGUCGCGGCGUCCCCAUCCGCUUCCACCGAAAUGGGAGGUCCAUCCUCACUUACCACGACGGUGCUACUGUUUAUGUUGAUGGCGAACCUAAGGACUCGGUACUUAAACCAGUGACCAGGAUCUUGAUCGGGGUGCUUGUAAUAACAUUUAUGAUAGCCCUAGUUUCAAGGGACACUCCAGAAUGGAUCAAGAAAUAUAACAUCUUGGGCACAAACUCCUCUCCAUGGGUGCUGGCUUGUAUAGUGAUUGUUUUCACCCGCAUGAGGAAGAGAACUAAAGAUUUUCUGAAAAAGUAUGGUUGGUGAAUGGAAGGGAUGGAUGCUUUUGUGUAAGGCUUUUCAUGCUUUUCUGUUUAUGCUUUCAGUUCUUUCAAGAAGUUGACAUUUUUUACGAUGAAAUGUGUCAUCAUCAAUGGUAUAGGAUAAAUGUCACGUUAUCUGAUGAUACUGCAUAAUAGUUGCUCUUGUUCAGCAAGCAUACAAUUGUCCAUUUUUGUACUACUUUCUUUUUUUUUGUUAUUUUUUUAAAUCCUUAGAAGCAUAUCUGAUGAGAGUGGAAAACAAUGUAUUUGUGCUCUGCAUCUUACGUUAGGAAUCUUACUUAUGAGCCAAGUUACGAUCUGGGUAAGCAAAAAAUAAAACAGAUAAUCGGUUCUGUAUUUA
Messenger RNA from Arachis ipaensis, 1168 nucleotides. RefSeq names its product WD repeat protein. The record is from RefSeq and is a predicted model, not a curated record. NCBI's taxonomy places the organism in Eukaryota, Viridiplantae, Streptophyta, Magnoliopsida, Fabales, Fabaceae.